Molecule: messenger RNA, 2072 nt
Organism: Dreissena polymorpha
Lineage: Eukaryota; Metazoa; Mollusca; Bivalvia; Myida; Dreissenidae
Exons: 5
Coding region: 897-2072 (391 amino acids)
Source: RefSeq, a predicted model, not a curated record
UUCUCAUAUGAGGUUGUGUAUAUACAUUGUAUCAUUCUACACUAAAAAUUACAAAACUGAGACAUUCUAUAACAUCAUGCUACAUAUUCUGACUUGCGGCAUUGGGGGAUAUUCUACGUCACAAUUGUUACAAAUUCGUGUUUGACUAGACUGCAAUUACACUUUUUUAUAGAUGAUUAAGCAUUUUCAGUAAUAUGUAAAUUACAAUUUAUUUUAAUACGAUUAGAAGAUGUUGUUUUCUUUUAACAAUUUUGAAAAAGCCAUAUUUUGGGAUUGUGUCAUCCACAUAACUUGUUAAUUGAAUGGUCAUGAAAAAAAUUAUAUGACCAUUCUCUCUCUUAUUCUGGUACGGCAGUUAUCAUUUGCCGGCAUCAGUAUAUGCGCUUAAAUAAGCCAGGAACAGAAUAGCUAACUGACCCCAUUACUGUGACUGAAAUGUAUUUUUAUGUGUAGGGGUCUAUAAAAAACUGAUAACAUUACUGGAAUCUAAUUUUUCUAGUUCCUACAGGAUCCCAUACAAUCACAGUUUGGUACUCAGCUGAAUUACAGGCUCUCUGGUGAGCUGGAGCUGGUCGCCCAAGGACAAUUCCUGAGUAUAGGCGUCGAGCUCUUGGGCCAGGAAUUCGGGGCAAAGCUCAACGAGUCCUACCCCCAGGGUACAGCCACUCUAACCUUGGGGCUCCACACUUCCCUGCUCAGGGGCAGAGAUUAUCUCAUCUACAAGCCAGUGCAGUAAAGUGACUCCAAUUAAUGAGCUGACCAACACUCAGCCCACAGACCUACAGGGACUGUCAGUGGAGCUCAAAACUGUUCUGGGAGAAAUCAAAAGCCUUCAUAUCAGUCAGGAGGCCAGCGUUGAGUCAUUGCAGAAAACAUACAAGGAACAUAGGGAAGUUAUGAUAGAGCAAAUGUGUGGCAAUUUAAAUACUUAUAUAGAUGAAUGUGAUAAUAAUUCUGUGGGUACAUCAGGCGGAAAUGAGCAAUAUUUAAAAAAAGAGAUGUGUAGGAGUGUUCUCUCUAUCGUGAAUGAAUUUGAUAAUAUUACUGCGAAGGAACUUAACGAGAUGAAAGAUGAAGUUAUCAGCAUAAAAGAGUCAAUUACAAGUUCUAUUCAUAAAUGCACCAGUCUUCACAAUGACUUGUCACAUUUCCAUGAAUUUGUUCAGAAAAUUGGAGAUAAUAAGGAGCUCUGCCUUAUAGCCAGCAUAAAAUGUAAGCAUAUAAUACAGCAGGCAUUAACUCUGCUAGGAAAGUCAAGCAAGGUGUUUAAUGUCCAGAGUAUUACUAAGCACAAUGUGAGAAUACCAAGUGAUAAAGGUGUAUGUUAUAUCGGUGGCAUAUGUGUUCUUCCCGAUGGGCAGGUACUGGUUGUAGACUUGAAUAAUCAGAAUGUCAAGCUGCUGAACCAGCAGUACCAGGUGGUGAGUCACUGGGAUGUGAAUGCUUGGCCAGUUGACAUUUGUUUGAUCACACCCAGUGAGGUUGCAGUGGCUGUGAAUGACCAUGAAAGCAAGAUACAUGAGGUCCAGUUUAUCACUGUCAACCAGGGAAAACUUGUUCCUGGCAGGAAGUUUCAGUUACAACAUGAUUGUACAGGUAUUGACCAUCACCAAGGAGUCCUUUUUGUCAUCUCUAGUGAAGAACUGUACAAAUACACACUGAAUGGCAAACAGGUCUGCAGUCUCUAUAGGUCAUUGGAAUAUACAGUAGACAAGUGUGCUGUGAGUCCCACAGGAGACAGGCUGUACAUCAUCAGCUGGAACCAGGACAAGCUUCUGACCCUGGCCAGGGAUGGCCAGGUGCUGGUCUGUGGAUACUGGCCCCCCACUGUACUACAUGUUGGCUGGGAGGGAGAGAGUAAGCUGGCUACACUGGCUACUCAGGAGGAUGGAGUGUUGGGCCCAUCGUCAGUCUGCUUCAGCAGCACCACAUCAUCCAUCAUUGUGGGACAGUUGAGGGACGACAUCCUGGUGUUCAGAGUGAGCAUGAGCAAUGUUAUCGAGUUGACGUGGCAACGGCACCAGUCGGACCCCCAGGAGCCUCAGUACAGGAAAACCCUUCCCCUCUCCUGA